AUGUUAGGACAAAUAAUUAUUCUAUUACUAGUGAUUUUUUCUAAUUCUAUUCAUGCAAUUAGUAAAGGUGAUUUACUUGUCGUUUCGGUCGCUACAAACGAAACAGAUGGUUAUCAACGUUUUAUUCGUUCAUUAAAUAUUUAUGGAUAUAAAUAUGAGAUCUAUGGGCUUGGUCAACAAUGGAAAGGUGGUAAUAUGAAACAUUCAGCAGGUGGUGGUCAAAAAAUCAAUCUUCUUCGAGAAAAUUUAGUUCGUUACAAAGAUGAUAAAACUAAAAUAAUACUUUUUUCGGAUUCAUACGAUGUUAUAUUUACUCAAGUACCGGAAUUUAUUUUGGAUAAAUUUCAAGCAUUUAAACCAGCUCGAAUUGUUUUCGGUGCAGAAGAUUUCUGUUGGCCUGAUAAAGAUUUACAAUAUGCUUAUCCAUUAGUUGAAAGUAAUGAAAAACGUUUCUUGAAUUCAGGUGGUUUUAUUGGUUAUGCAUCGGAUAUAUAUGAAAUGAUUUCAAGUAAAGAAAAAAUUGCUGAUGAUGACGAUGAUCAAUUAUUUUAUACAAAGAUUUUUCUUGAUGAAUUUAGUCGAACAAAAUGGUCAAUUGUACUUGAUAAACGUGCUGAUAUUUUUAUGAAUUUAAAUGGUGCUAUUGAUGAAAUACAAUUGCCGGUUCUCAAUGACGAAAAUUAUGUACAUAAUUCAUGGACUGAUUCAGUUCCGACUGUUAUUCAUGGAAAUGGACCUGCAAAAAGAGGUUUGAAUUAUUUGAGUAAUUAUAUUGCUCGUGUAUGGUCACCGACUAAAGGUUGUUUACAAUGUAAAGAAAAUCUAAUAGAUUUAAAUCAAAUUACAGAUCAUCAACAAUGGCCAAUGGUUUAUAUUGCUAUAUUUAUUGAAUAUCCAACACCAUUUCUUCGAGAAUAUUUUGAUAAAAUAUUAAAUUUAACUUAUCCAAAGAAUCGAUUAGGUGUUUUUAUUCAUAAUCAAGUUGAAUAUCAUAAAGAACUCACCGAAAAAUAUAUGACUAAAUUCAAAGAAAAUGAUUAUCAAUUUGUCAAAUAUUUCCAUCAUGAUGAUGAUAUAACCGAAGGUGAAGCUCGUCAACAAGCUAUUACUGAAUGUCAAGAAAAUAAAUGUGAUUAUCUAUUUGUAAUUGAUUCUAUUGUUCAACUUGAUAAUUCUGAUACAUUAAUGAAAUUAAUUUCACUUAAUCGUUCUGUUAUUUCUCCGAUGCUUUUACGACCUGAAAAAACAUGGAGUAAUUUUUGGGGAGAUUAUACAGAUGAAGGAUUUUAUAAACGAUCAUCGGAUUAUCUUGAUAUUAUUAAUAAUAGUAAAACAGGUAUAUUUAAUGUUCCACAUAUUGCACAUUGUUAUUUAAUAAAUGGAAGUUUAUUGAAAAGUUUUACACCGCAAUAUAUUGAUAUGAGAACUGAUCCUGAUCUUAAAUUUUGUCAAUCAUUACGAGAUGAUGGCCAUUUUAUAUAUUUAACUAAUGAAAUUAAAUAUGGACAUUUAAUUGAUCCAGAUAAUUUCAACACAUCAUUGAUUAUACCUGAACUUUAUGAAGUUUUUAGCAAUCUCCACGAUUGGAAAGCGCGUUAUAUUCAUCCAGAUUAUUAUAAAGCUCUUGAACCAAAUACAACACUUCAAGAACCAUGUACUGAUGUGUUUUGGUUUCCAAUGGUGACUGAAGCAUUUACUCGCGAUUUAGUAGAACUCAUGGAAAAAUUCAAUGGAUGGUCUGGAUCUGCUCAUAAUGAUCACCGCUUAUCUGGUGGUUAUGAAAAUGUUCCUACAGAUGAUAUUCAUAUGACACAAGUCGAUUUUAAUGAGCAUUGGUUAUUUAUUCUACGUGAAUUUGUUCAACCAAUUCAACAAAAACUUUACACUGGUUAUUAUAGUGAUCCUCCAAAAGCUGCACUUAAUUUCGUUGUUCGAUAUAUGCCGGAAUAUCAAUAUAAACUUCGACCACAUCAUGAUGCAUCAACAUAUACAAUUAAUUUAGCUUUGAAUGAUGUUGGAAAAGAUUAUGAAGGUGGUGGUUGUCGAUUUCUUCGUUAUAAUUGUUCAAUGGCAUCAACUAUUCGUGGUUGGGCAUUGAUACAUCCUGGACGUUUAACUCAUUUACAUGAAGGUUUACCAGUAAUAAAAGGAAAAAGAUAUAUUAUGGUAUCAUUUAUUGAUCCAUAA
Adineta steineri is the source of this 2187-nucleotide messenger RNA. The record is from the annotation of a GenBank genome assembly. Lineage: Eukaryota; Metazoa; Rotifera; Eurotatoria; Adinetida; Adinetidae.